AGAGCGGGCAGUCAAUACGGUGGUGCUGUCGCAGAAAGAGGACAGGGGGCUCGGGGAGGGGGCCGUGGCGCCGCGCCACCUGCUGCUCAUCUACAAUUGAUGCCGGUGAUAAGCAUUUGGAGAGCUACUGGACAUUGGGUUUAACAGUAUCACAGUCAAAGAAAGGGGAUACCAAGUUUCCAAAUGUCCUGUCGCUUCUUGCCACAUAUCUGAGCAGAUCAGUUCAGAAGAAUGAAGAAUUACUAGGUUCUGAUGGAAUGAAGGAGUCGUCCACUAUCUUUCAUGGCCAGAGGGUGACAGAUCUCAGUAUACAGCUCUAUGUAUUUCAUAUAUUGUGUCACAAACAUGACGCCCUUCAGUGUACGUCAAAUGUGUACAUGACGCCCUUCAGUGUUCAUCGCUUGCUAAUUACAAGUGUGGCGGUUGCUGCCAAAUUCACAGAUGAUGCGUUUUUCAACAAUACAUUCUAUGCUAGGGUGGGAGGAAUCAACACAAUCGAGAUGAAUCGUCUCGAGCUGCAUUUGUUGUUUAAUCUGGACUUCAGGCUGAAAGUGAACCUAGAGACUUUUUUGGGAGCUACUGCUUGCAACUGGAGAAACAUGCACCGGUGUCACCAGAGAGACUGUCGGUUCAGGUUCAUUGUGUCAAAUGAUCUAAAGAUUUGAGCUAUAGCGGUAGCACUGACGAGCGGAUUUCUAGAUUUUGGUAUAUGGUAGUUGACCUGAUUGUGUCAAUGAUUGCACCAAUUCUAUAGGUUGGGGCCUUUCUCAGAAAAUCUGAUGGCAACACUCUGGUAUAACAACCCCCCUCCCAUGGAUGACAAGGAUAAAGAUCGUUGUCGGUGCGGCUAAGGGCCUUGCCUUCUCCACAACGCCGACCAGUCGGUGAUCUACCGCGGAUUCAAGGCCUCCAGCAUCUUGCUCGACUCAAUAAGCAACAUGUAAGUUCAGACUUUCUGCUAGGAAAAGAAGUAGUUUCCAAAUGUCUCUCAUUUUGGAACUGUAGUGGUGCUUACUUAAAAAUGGGGUUGAAAAGUACGCCACACCCCUUAUGCUGAAAUUACCACAGAAGUGUCUAUCAAAUAAAGCAAGCUCCAUGGCCUCACAAACUCGCCUCUGCUGCUUAACCGAUACGGCCUCUCCCUACUCAGGAUAGACAGCUUCGUGGAGGGAGAGGAAGUCGAGCAGGCAAUGGUGCCUUCGUCAUCGCCGGCUGCGCUGGUAUAUUGUGCUCCUUUCCCUGCUCCGCCGCCUAGGCCACUCCACCACCAUGGGAUACGAGUAUGGCCUUACCAUGGCUGGGUUGAGGAUGAUCAGUUCGUCCCCAACGCGUCCCCGUUUGUCCAUCCGAUGAACAAGAGAGCUGUCAACAGAAGAAGCCGACUCAUAACCUCUUUGCAAGGAAGUGUGCGAGUAGUGAGAAAUUUUAAAUCAGUGAGCAAAACUUCGCAUAUGUACUCACUGUUGGAUAGCAGGAGGACUAGAGGAUGCCUUAGGAGAGGGUGUCCAGCAAGCACUGUUAAAGAUAUUCGAAGGAACUGUAAGUGCCCAUGCUGUUUAGAAGAGUGGGAGUUUUCCAGUGUGCAAGCGUGACUAAUCUGACAUAUUUUUCUGCUUCAUGGAUUCUGAACUCGCUUUUAUCAUAUUAUGUUUGUUUGUUUCUAAACAAGAACAAUUUCAUGCCAAGAAAAAGAAGUCGAGAUAUCAUAUCCCAUGGUUAAUGUCCAGGUAAUUGUUUUAAGAACUUCUGAAUAGCAUUGGCUGCUGAAACCUGCUACAUAGACGUAGAUUAGUAACCUUUCAGCAGUCUAGCACCAAAAGUUCCAAAUUAUUUCAUGGUGCUAUGACUUUCAGUCUUCAUUUCAUACGUGUUGGUCGUUUGAGGGACACAGCCAACUGAACAUCGAAGAUGGAUGCCCUUGUUUCACAAGCAGUUGGCCCUAGGUACUAAAUAUAUAUACUUUAAAUUUGUAGUAAACACCUCCGAUCCCAUUACAAUGAUGAGUGGCGCAUACGCAAGCACUCUAUUGUUAGAUGCAUAAUAAUUUGUUUUUCCAGGUUGAUAUAAAAGUAUACUCUUAAUUUGUAGACGCGCCUUCUCUGACGUGGGGAAGAUUUAUGUUAGAAACUUGCAUAGCCAGAUCAUUGAUGGGUGCAUAUUAUUGUACACACAAGCAACCUUAGUUGAAUAGUUCAUUGAUGGGCGGGGAGGGCAGGUCUGCAAGGUGUUGGGAAAACCUUUUCUUUAUGUGAACAACAUGGUAUGGUAUUGUUCUUAAUUCAACCUUGUUUGCAAAUUCAAGUGUUUGGUUUGAAGGAUGACACAAAUCCCACGCAAGGAACAUGUUAAUAUAGUUUUGUGCAACAUAUAUUUUUCAUCAUAGCGAUGGAAAACUGACUGGUGCAGGUGCCCUUCUAAUUGGUGCUCUAUGUAUGUUCUCAUUUGGUUCAGGUUGAUUUUUGUGUAUUCUAAGUUCUACACGCCAAAGACUGAAUACUGAAAUACACGAACAUGAUGAUGAUUAUGAUAGAGGAAGUACAAUGGCAAGCACCAAUCAGUGUGAGGUAAAAACAUAAAGCCGAGAAGCAACACCUGUUGAUGUUCUUUCUUAUGUGAUCAGCAAAUAACCUGCAAUGAAGGAUUCUAAGGAUAAUUUGCUUGCUAUGGUUGCCACUAAAAUCCUAUUUGUAAUUAUCUUUUGGCUCAUAAUUAUGUCUGUCAUUCUAAAGACAUGUUGUGACUGCA
This is a messenger RNA of Triticum dicoccoides, 2745 nucleotides long. RefSeq names its product cyclin-P3-1-like. Gene Ontology annotation, molecular function: protein kinase binding. The transcript is spliced from 7 exons. The record is from RefSeq and is a predicted model, not a curated record. NCBI's taxonomy places the organism in Eukaryota, Viridiplantae, Streptophyta, Magnoliopsida, Poales, Poaceae. Bases 258 to 665 code for a protein of 135 amino acids. Gene Ontology annotation, biological process: regulation of cyclin-dependent protein serine/threonine kinase activity.